Morchella importuna is the source of this 2868-nucleotide messenger RNA. RefSeq lists its product as uncharacterized. Gene Ontology annotation, biological process: protein phosphorylation. Gene Ontology annotation, molecular function: ATP binding; protein kinase activity. Bases 1 to 2868 code for a protein of 955 amino acids. Lineage: Eukaryota; Fungi; Ascomycota; Pezizomycetes; Pezizales; Morchellaceae. The transcript is spliced from 3 exons. The record is from RefSeq and is a predicted model, not a curated record.
AUGGUCGCGUCUUGCUCACCCCAUCGCCAGCACGGCGAUAUAGCAAGUUUAUUUCCGCGCGCUCACUCUCAAUCACCACUCGUCGCUCCCCCGCCACCUGAUUUGCCCGUCUUGUCAGCUUUACCAACCUUCUCAGCACCUUUCACUCUCGCACUUGCAAAUACCGCUGUUGCAAGAACAAGGAGUGCAACUCGCCGCCAGAGCUCUAUACCCACAAACCCUCGGGAGUCUACCUUGCUUCCGGACAGCCCUUCAAAACUUCGACCUCUCACAACUACUACACACAACAACAUGAACUCAAGCGGGAUGACAUUGCGAUCUAGCUCAUCGAGCCCAGCACGCUCCGCCAACUCACGUGACAAGCUCGCCAUUCAGAGACAGAACCGCGCAGGGAUUGGUGUCGAGAACAAGGAAUUGCAUAAGCCAGCCAACGGAAGUCCGCUCAAACGCAGCGACGGGGCAAUGAACCUUGAUAUCGGUCGGGCGUCGCCUGCCGCCAAGGGCAGAUCUGUCUCUGGGCCAGUCAGAAUUACGAACCCUGUCUUUGGGAACUCGUCCUUUAGCUCCACAAAGUCGCCGUCACCAAAACGUUACGCUACUAGAAAAAGCAUGGGCAGCAGCAAUCUCUAUGGCGAGAAACCGAACUUUGCAAAGACGAGGCCCCAGGCGAGGAACCAGCCUGAGUUUCUUCCUCCCGCAGAUGCUGCGAAAUUACGUCGGACAGGCUCAGUUGAGAAUUUCUCGAAAGACUCAAAAGAUUCGAAAGAUUCGCCGUUUGGGAACAAUGCCGAUCCACUGCCCAGUGCCUCCAGCCAUCCUUUCAAUGGAAAUGGAGCGCAGCAGUCUCGCCCGCUACCCCAAUCAAGUGAUGAGGAGCCACCUGCUAGCCAGGAAAGCAUGGGUCUUUGCACCCCGCAGAACUAUAAGCUCGCCAAACCAUUUCCCGCUGCGUUCCACUCAACUGGCUUUGUUACAAAACGUGGACGUCUUGACACCGUAGGGAAGGAACAUGGUCCUCAGCCAGACACACCGUGCAAGAAGCCGACUGCUCCUUUCUUUUCUCAGUCUGCAGCCCAGCCCAAAGGAACCACGGGGAAAGGCCGGGGAUUAAUGUCCAUGUCCGAUUUUGCUUCGAGCUCUUCAACCCCCGCAGGAUAUAUCAAAGGAAGGAAGUCUCUAGCAAGAAAGAAUAGCACCAUGAGCAACGACGACGGAGAUGACCUUGGCGAAUACGAGCUACCCCCAACUCCUACGAAGAAGACGCAUAAUAACAUAAGCGAAUUUUUCACGAAUAAACGCUUACGGACUGAUACGAGCUCUGACGGGUUACAUGGACGCUAUGUAACCACUUCUACCUCCCCGCAUACACCGAAAGAUAAUAUAGUUCCCCCUGACCCCAGUAGUUUAUCGAUUUCUGGACGUGCCAACAACGCGAGUAAAACCAUUUCCCCAGCCACUCCUAGUCCAAUGAAAGAUUUCUUUGCCGCUUCAUCGUCUUCAAACGCUGGCUUUGGCUCCUCCCCUCUUACCCAUUCAGUACAGUCGAUAGAUGGCAAAACUAUACAAGUGUCUGAUGAUUUUGUUCAGAGGUUUUCUGAGGUGAAGCACAUUGGAUCUGGAGAGUUUUCGGAGGUUUAUCAGGUCGUGGAGAGAGAAGGAGAUGGGCACAGACGUCAUCCGUUUAUCGAUUCACUCGAUCCACCACUUACGCCUCAAUUGGCCACUCCUAGUCGCUCUUCUGCCUUUGGAUCAUCUCCCUUGAGGGCCACUGGCCCUGUGCCGAAAAUGUAUGCCGUCAAGAAGUCAAAGUCGGCGGUUCUCAGCACUCAUGGAAGGGCGAGACGUAUGGAGGAAGUCGAUAUUCUCAGGGAGCUUGGAGAGAAUGAUCAUGUGAUUAAGUUUGUGGAGUCUUGGGAGGAGAAUGGGCACCUUUAUAUUCAGACCGAAUACUGUGAAAAUGGGGGUCUGGAUAAGUUUCUGUCUCAACAUGGACACAAGGGGAGGCUGGAUGAAUUCCGUGUGUGGAAAGUGCUUGUGGAACUUUGUUUGGGUCUCCAACAUAUCCACAAUUCUGGAUUCAUGCACCUAGAUCUCAAGCCUGCGAAUGUUCUAAUCAGCUUCAACGGAACUCUUAAAAUCAGUGAUUUUGGAAUGGCCGCGAGGUGGCCAGCUAUCCGGGGACUAGAACGCGAAGGAGACCGUGGAUACAUUGCACCUGAGGUCAUCAACUCAGCUAAAUACGAUAAACCUGUUGAUAUCUUUGCCCUUGGCCUUACAAUCAUUGAGGUCGCCGGAAAUGAGAACCUCCCGCCCAAUGGACCUGAUUGGCAGAGACUCAGAGACGGGGAUAUCACUGUAGCCCCAAAGCUGUCCACUAGCCGUUCUGGAGAAUUUGUACACCGCGACGAGAGAGGAAACCCAGUCUCCACCGAAAUACUCGAGAUUAUGGAAACCGACAGGACUAACGAUUUUCCUCCGACUACACAAUAUCUUCGUUCUAAGAAAGUACCUGGCCAGCAGCCUAAAGUAUCUAGAAGGCUUCGUGGCAGGGUUCUCCUUCAUCAACCAAGAGACGGAGAUCUUGUUUAUCCACCCCAGUUCAUGGCGGAUAGUGGCCUUGAGAAGAUUGUCGGCUGGAUGAUAAACGCUGAUCCAAGUAAACGACCAAGUGUUUCCGAUCUCUUGGAAAUGAACGAGUUGCGUUGGGUUCAUGGAAGGAGGAGAUUCCCGGCAACGAUAUUCGAAGGGCUAUGGGGUCCGGACGAUUCGGUGCUCGUCAUGGAGGAUGAAGAUAUGGGGGUUUCUAACAGCACUGAAGUUGAGCGCUGUCGGGAGGAUUGGAGGAUGGAGGAGGAGGAGAUACUGUGA